AUUUGGUUGAUUUUGAUGAUAAAAAUAUCCUGGGAAAAACAAAAAGAUAAUCAACAAAAAUGUCAACCACCAACGGGAAAAUAUCCCUAUAAACGUUCAUUAAUAUUACCAUAUCGUUCGGAUUAUUCGUUUGAAUGUUUUACCUGUUUAAAGGAUACAAAACAAUUAAAUUCAUUAUGGAAAUUUUUAUCAUUCUAUGAAAGUCGGUUAUAUAAUAUUGGACAAGUACAAGAUGUUGAUAAAGAAAAAUUAAUUGAAAUUGAUAAAUCAACCGGUACGCUUACCUUUCGUAAAUUACGUAGAAGUGGUACAUUUUAUUGUAUUUAUCAAUCAAAAAUUUUAGCCAUGUAUCGUGUUACAAUAUUACGUAAUAUCCAGCAAAAAACAUUACGUUAUAUUUUGAAUAGAAAUGAUUCGAAUAGACAAAUGAUUGAUGAAAAAGUUCAUGAUGAUUAUUUUGUCAUACACGAAAAUGGUCCAAAAUUACAGAUAUUUUUUCAAUUAUUAUAUGAAACAUCGUGUAAUGAAAAUCGUCAUUAUUCAUAUGGACAAACUGUUUAUGUUUGUAUGAUACGAAUUGCUGAUGAUUCGGCUAAUGAAACAUUAGCCAUUCAUAAUAAAAAUGAACCACUUUUAAUAACAAAAUUAAAAGAAUUUCAUGAAAUUCCAUGUGAAGAUCCAUUAGCUGAACGUGUUGUUGAUGCAAAUUUUCAACAAUCAUCAUCAUUGUUGAAAAAUAUUCGUGUAGUAAUUGCCUAUAAAAUUUGUCAAAAUAUUGACAUUCAACAAUAUCGUAGAGCAGAAUCAGAAACGAUUGCAUUUAUGCAAAUUCGUUCAAUGUUUCAAUCAUCCGAACAUAUUAAACGAAAAAUAAAAGAAUAUACUGUUAUUACUUGUUAUCGAUUUAAUCAAUCAUUAGAUUUACAAAAAAUCACACCAAUCAGAUGGAAUAAAAUACGAUUUGAUUAUGAUUUGGAUGAAUUGUAUCAUGAAAGUACAAAACCAGCAAAAGAAUUAUCACAAUGGAUAUCACCAUUUUAUCUAGAACAUUCUACAAAUGGUCGUAUAUUUAUCGAUUGGUUUGGUAAUAUUCAUAUAAAAUCAUUACAAAAAUUUGAUUUACGUUUAAUAUUUCGAUGCUAUAAUGAUUCAUCAUUAUCACAAACAGAAUCGAAAUCGAAAUCCAAAUUAAAUGCUAUACGUAUUAUAAAAAAACAUUGGCAUCUACCAUCAUUAUAUGAAAUAUUGGGAUUCUAUCCACAAAACGACGUUAUUUGA
This is a messenger RNA of Dermatophagoides pteronyssinus (European house dust mite), 1278 nucleotides long. RefSeq lists its product as uncharacterized. NCBI's taxonomy places the organism in Eukaryota, Metazoa, Arthropoda, Arachnida, Sarcoptiformes, Pyroglyphidae. The record is from RefSeq and is a predicted model, not a curated record.